Messenger RNA from Ceratotherium simum simum (southern white rhinoceros), 939 nucleotides. The record is from RefSeq and is a predicted model, not a curated record. Lineage: Eukaryota; Metazoa; Chordata; Mammalia; Perissodactyla; Rhinocerotidae.
AUGUUAAAGAAAAACUGCACAACAGUGACUGAGUUUAUUCUCCUGGGACUGACAGAUCGAGCGGAGUUGCAGCCUGGCCUCUUUGUGGUUUUCCUAGUCAUCUAUCUCAUCACAGUGAUCGGCAAUGUGAGCAUGAUUUUGUUAAUCAGAAGUGACCCGAAACUUCACACUCCAAUAUACUUCUUCCUCAGUCACCUCUCCUUCGUAGAUCUCUGUUAUGUCACCAAUGUCACUCCUCAGAUGCUGGUUAACUUCUUAUCCAAGAGAAAAACUAUUUCCUUCAUUGGUUGCUUUAUUCAGUUCCACUUUUUUAUUGCCUUGGUGAUCACAGAUUAUUAUAUGCUCACAGUGAUGGCUUAUGAUCGCUACAUGGCCAUCUGUAAACCCUUGCUGUAUGGUAGCAAAAUGUCCAGGUGUGUCUGCUUGUCUCUCGUUGCUACUCCUUACAUUUAUGGCUUUGCAAACGGUCUGGCACAGACCAUCCUGAUGCUUCGUCUCUCCUUCUGUGGACCCAACAAGAUCAACCACUUUUACUGUGCGGACCCUCCUCUUUUAGUCCUUACCUGCUCAGAUACUCAUGUCAAAGAAACUGCCAUGUUUAAAAUGUCCAUCACAAAUGAGAGUGCAAUAACAGAAUUCAUUCUCCUGGGGCUCACAUAUUGCCCUGAACUCCAGCCUCUCCUCUUUGUGCUGUUUCUGGUUGUGGACUUUGUCACCCUCAUAGGAAACCUGGGCAUGAUGAUGUUAAUCAGACUCGACUCUCGCCUUCAUGUGCCCGUGUACUUCUUCCUCACUAAUUUAGCCUUUGUAGAUUUGUGCUAUACCUCGAACGCAACCCCGCAGAUGUUGACUAAUUUCUUACCAGAAAAGAAGACCGUCACCUUCGCUGGCUGCUUUACACAGUGUUACAUAUUCAUUGCACUUCUCCUGACUGAGAUU